This is a messenger RNA of Choloepus didactylus (southern two-toed sloth), 1477 nucleotides long. It is a transcript of the gene NCCRP1, whose product is annotated as NCCRP1, F-box associated domain containing. Gene Ontology annotation, biological process: SCF-dependent proteasomal ubiquitin-dependent protein catabolic process; glycoprotein catabolic process. The transcript has 6 exons. Gene Ontology annotation, cellular component: cytoplasm; SCF ubiquitin ligase complex. Gene Ontology annotation, molecular function: ubiquitin protein ligase activity. The record is from RefSeq and is a predicted model, not a curated record. Bases 6 to 779 code for a protein of 257 amino acids. NCBI's taxonomy places the organism in Eukaryota, Metazoa, Chordata, Mammalia, Pilosa, Megalonychidae.
GACAGAUGGAGGAGGUGGCCGACCCACCCGCGCUCGGCGGCGGGAUGCAAGCUGAGCAGCCCUCGGGGCCCCUGGAGCCGCCGCCCUCGCCGCCGCCGCCCGCGGCCCCGGAGACCCCCGAGUCCCCCGAGCCCAAGCAGCCGUCCGAGGCCUACGCCCGGCAGCUGCUGCUGGAGGAGUGGGGGCCGCCGGGCUGGAGCCUGGAGCUGCCCCCGCGCCUCAGCUGGAAGCUGCUCUUGCUGCGCCGCCCGCUCUACCGCAACCUGCUGCGCUCGCCCAACCCCGAAGGCAUCAACAUCUAUGAACCAGCACCCCCUACCAGUCCCACCCAGCAACCCCUGGAGACCCUGGGUAAUUUCACCGGGUGGUACAUUAGAACCGAAAAGCUCCAGCGGGACCGCAGCUGGACGGUGAAGCAGCAGUGUGUGAACCUUCUGGCCCAGGGCCUGUGGGAGGAGCUCCUUGAUGAUGAGCAGCCAGAUAUUACCAUCAUGGACUGGUUCGAGGACAGCCGGCUAGACGCCUGUGUCUACGAGCUGCACGUCUGGCUGCUGGCAGCCGACCGUCGCACCGUUAUCGCACAGCACCACGCUGCCCCCCAGACCUCUGGGAGAGGCCCCCCUGGCCGCUGGGUCCAGGUGUCCCACGUAUUCCGCCACUAUGGCCCCGGUGUGCGCUUUGUCCACUUCCUGCACAAGACCAAGAACCGGAUUGAGCCCGGCGGGCUGCGGCGGACCAGAGUGACCGACUCCUCCGUGUCUGUGCAGCUGAGGGAGUGACUGACGGGCUCCGUCUUGCUGACCCUUGUCACGUUUACCCAUCCCUCAGCACCCCUGACCCUCAGCUCCUCCCUGAGCCUUUAGCCCUUCCCUGACCCUUAGCACCUCCCUAAACUUUAGCUCCUCCCUGUUCCAUUAGCUCCUCCCUGGUCCCUUAAUACCUUCGUGACCCAUCAGCCCCUCCUUGGUGGCUCACCACCUCCUAGGCCCCUCAGUUCUGCCUGGGCCCUUGGCUUCUCACUUGACAUCUUUGCACACAUUCUAGAAUGGCUGACCCUUUGGCAUUUCCCCUGAACUCUGAGCGACAUGAGGGCAGGGGCCUCAUCUUCCCGAUGUAUUGCUUAUUGCUUGUCAGAGAGCCCGGCAUUCUCUGUAGAGCUCAUUCAGUUCAUGUCCCAUUGGCACAUUCCCCUAAUCCUUGAUCCUCUAGCACCUCUCCCAAUCCCUGACCCUUUCCCACUGCCCUUGACCUCUGAUCUCGUCACACAUCCCCAAUUUGUGACCCCUUAGUAACUCUCAGAAUCUCCCUGAGUUCCCUUCUCCUUCCAACUCCGAGUUGUCAUCCCUCCAGAGCUGUCCCCACACCUCUCCACCCCCCCAGGACCCCUCAUUUAUCUUCAUCUGCCCCUGAACCCCCAAACCCAGAUAUCCAUCAAGGGCCUUCAUCCAUGGGGGUGGGGAUUUUGGGGGGGCAGAUU